AUGCGCAUCGCUAAAUUCUCUUUCCUUCUCAUAAUAGCACUGUCAUGCAGCACGUGGAUCUACUUUCUACAAUACUAUUUUGAAAUCAAUCGUGACGGAGACACUGACAAUGUGCUUCAGCACUAUCUGCCAACAUCACGGUGUGACUGCAAGAAGAGUUCCUCAUCGAGAUCGGCAGCAGCUUCAAGGUCAUCAGAAAGACUCACAAAUGUCUCCCAAAUACUGAAAGCCUUAGAUCCAAAGGAAAAAUGGGACUGGCCUGUCAUUGACGCUGUUUACACGUGGGUGGACGGUUCCAAACCAAAAUGGCUUGCUGAGAAGGAGAAAUAUCGAGUGCAAUUCUUUGCUGCGCUAGAGAACAAAACUGAGGAACAAGUUAGGGAAGAGGAUAAAAUUGCUGGAUUGGAUCAAGGGCCAAACCAAGCCAAUCGGUACAUGGACCAUCAUGAGUUGAAGUAUUCCUUUCGAUCCAUCAUCAAACAUGCCCCGUGGAUACGGAACAUUUAUUUGUUGACGGCUGAUGGAGAAGGCCCAGAUUGGCUAGAUGCCUCUCAUCCACGAAUUACGGUUCUAUCACAUUCUGAUAUCUUCGAAAACCAAGAUCACUUGCCAACCUUUAGUUCCAGACCAAUUGAAGCAUCGCUGUGCAACAUUCCAGGUAUCAGUGAGAAUUUUUUAUAUUUCAACGACGACAUGUUUUUUGGAUUGCCUGUAGAGCAGUCUGACUGGAUCCCUGAUCCUACUACUGGUUCACAAAAUGUAUUCUUGGACUACUGGAGAUUUCCGGAUUGCAACGAAGGUUGUACCUACGAAAUGCAGGGUGAUGGCCAGUGCAACCUCGAAUGUAACAAUGCCGCUUGCAAUUGGGAUUUUGGUGACUGUGGUCUCAAUGCAACCGCAUUGGGAAGGAAGGAAUAUGAAAAAGAACUGAAACGACAAAGAGCGAACUAUACGCGAAAUGAUGGAUUCUUCAAGCAGGCCAACAUGUAUACUGAUGGUUUCUUCAAUCGAGAACUGGGCAAGAGCGAGAUGGCAAACAAGAGACGAGGGCCCAUUGCUCACCUUCCGUACUUGAUCAACAAGCGGCUGUAUCGUGACAUAAUGGAGCGAUUCCGUGUCGAGUAUGCAAAGACCUUGACUCACCGAUUCCGUCACGUGGAAGACUUUCAGCUAUCUUUCACCUACUACCACUACUAUGCCUUUCAGAAAGUAUAUGCCCCAACCAAGAAAAUGAUCUGGCGUGCAGCUCUCCUAACGACAAAGAACAAGGAACCCUUUUUGUACGGUAACAAUUUUGACACAACGAACAAAUAUCAAUUAGGGAGACGGCACUUUGUCGAGAGUACAGACAGCUUUCAUAUUCUACAAGAGUGCUCCAAAUCUAUUCUUGAGACUCGAACACUGAGUUCAGAUCGUAUCGCGGAGUGCGACGAAGCUGUUGAUAGGCUUCACUCCGAGUAUCCAACGCGAUUGCCAAUUCCCUACCUCUCCGUUAUUGACUUUAAAAAAGACCAAAAUGCUGGCAUGUACUACUUCCUUCGCAUUGUGGAUGGCAGAAAGGUUAAGAAAUGGAAACGACGAUUGGAAGAACCUAGAAAGGAACCUAGAAAGUUUGUCUGCCUCGAGGAUAUGUUGCUGAAUGGAAGUAGUCCAGAAAUUGAGGCAAAAUAUUUGGAAACAUUUACAGCCCUAUUUCCCGAUCCGAGUCCAUUUGAGAAAUAG
Messenger RNA from Cylindrotheca closterium, 1722 nucleotides. NCBI's taxonomy places the organism in Eukaryota, Bacillariophyta, Bacillariophyceae, Bacillariales, Bacillariaceae. The record is from the annotation of a GenBank genome assembly.